This is a messenger RNA of Electrophorus electricus (electric eel), 14325 nucleotides long. RefSeq names its product dynein, cytoplasmic 1, heavy chain 1 (gene dync1h1). Gene Ontology annotation, molecular function: dynein intermediate chain binding; ATP binding; ATP hydrolysis activity. Lineage: Eukaryota; Metazoa; Chordata; Actinopteri; Gymnotiformes; Gymnotidae. Gene Ontology annotation, biological process: microtubule-based movement. Gene Ontology annotation, cellular component: axonemal dynein complex. The record is from RefSeq and is a predicted model, not a curated record.
UCAUUGCCCUACAUCUGCGGUCUCCUUUGCUCGUUGUAGAUGAUGCUUUGGCGAACUCUGUGAUAGCACAGAUUUUCUUAUUUUUAAAUCUACAGUUGACAGCAAGUAAUUCUCCUACAAAAUGUCUGACGGUGGAGGAGCCGACGACAGCGGUGGCACUAUGGAGGUGUCCGCUGCUGUGCAAACGGUUGCUGAUACAUCGGUUCUGCAAAAGCAUAUUCGUAAACUUGUGCCUUUGCUCCUGGAAGAUGGCGGCGAGGUGCCGGCCUCCCUGGAAACCGCCCUAGAGGAGAAAAGCUCAGUUGAGCAGAUGAAGAAAUUUUUGUCAGAUCCUCAGAUUCACACCAUCUUAGUUGAACGGAGCUCUCUGAAAGAGGAUGUUGGGGAUGAGGGAGAGGAGGAAAAGGAGUGCAUCUCCUACACUGUUAACAUUGAUAUACACUAUGGGAUCAAAUCCAACAGCUUGGCGUUAAUUAAGAGGACUGGGGUCAUUGAUGCCGACAAGCCCAUUUCAACGCAGGUCCGAGUUCUAACCCUCAGUGAAGACUCUCCUUAUGAGACAUUGCAUUCCAUCAUCAGCAAUGCUGUGGCUCCCUUCUUUAAAUCAUACAUCAGGGAAUCUGGUAAAGCUGACAGGGAUGGAGACAAGAUGGCUCCUUCUGUGGAGAAAAAGAUUGCAGAACUUGAGAUGGGACUGUUACAUCUGCAGCAGAACAUAGAGAUUCCAGAGAUCAGUCUUCUCAUUCAUCCCAUCAUCACCAACAUUGCCAAGCAGUGCUAUGAACGGGGAGAGAAGCCCAAGGUUACUGACUUUGGUGACAAAGUAGAGGACCCAACGUUCCUUAACCAACUACAGUCGGGGGUAAAUCGUUGGAUCAGGGAAAUCCAGAAGGUGACAAAACUAGACAGAGACCCUGCGUCUGGCACAGCUCUGCAGGAAAUCAGUUUCUGGCUUAACCUUGAGCGUGCCCUCAAUCGCAUUCAGGAAAAAAGGGAGAGUCCUGAGGUUCUGCUCACCUUGGACAUUCUUAAACACGGCAAAAGAUUUCAUGCCACUGUCAGUUUUGACACAGAUACUGGUCUGAAACAGGCUGUGGAGACAGUAAACGACUACAAUCCUCUGAUGAAGGACUUUCCACUCAACGAUCUCUUAUCAGCCACUGAGCUGGAUAAAAUUCGUCAGGCCUUAGUGGCCAUCUUUACACACCUCCGCAAGAUCAGAAACACCAAGUAUCCUAUUCAGCGUGCCCUGCGAUUGGUUGAAGCAAUUUCCCGUGACCUCAGUUCACAACUCCUCAAAGUGCUGGGCACCCGCAAGCUGAUGCAUGUUGCCUAUGAAGAAUUUGAGAAGGUGAUGGUGGCUUGUUUUGAGGUGUUCCAGACAUGGGAGGAUGAGUAUGAAAAACUGCAGGUGCUCUUGAGGGAUAUUGUGAAGAGGAAGAGGGAGGAAAAUCUCAAGAUGGUCUGGCGUCUCAGUCCAGCCCAUCGAAAGCUACAGGCCCGUUUGGAUCAUAUGAGGCGCUUCAGGAGGCAGCAUGAGCAACUGAGAGCCGUCAUUGUCCGUGUGCUAAGACCACAGGUGUCUGCUGUGCCCCAGCAUGGCCAAGGUGAAGCAGUAGAACCCCCUGACAUUAAAGUGGCUGAAGUCCUCUUUGAUGCUGCAGAUGCUAAUGCCAUUGAGGAGGUUAACCUGGCCUAUGAGAAUGUGAAGGAGGUAGAUGGCUUGGACGUGUCAAAGGAGGGAAUGGAGGCGUGGGAAGCCGCUAUGAAGCGGUAUGAUGAGCGCAUUGACCGCGUUGAGACCCGGAUCACAGCCCGCCUGCGUGACCAACUUGGCACUGCGAAGAAUGCCAAUGAGAUGUUCCGUAUCUUCUCACGAUUCAACGCUCUCUUUGUACGUCCACAUAUCCGUGGAGCCAUCCGCGAAUACCAAACCCAACUUAUCCAGCGUGUGAAGGACGACAUUGAGUCCUUGCAUGACAAGUUCAAAGUGCAGUACCCUCAGAGUCAGUCUUGUAAGAUGAGUCACGUGCGCGACCUGCCCCCUGUCUCUGGCUCCAUAAUCUGGGCUAAGCAGAUUGACCGACAGCUGACUGCCUACAUGAAGCGUGUGGAGGAUGUUCUUGGGAAAGGUUGGGAGAAUCACGUAGAGGGCCUUAAGCUGAAGCAAGAUGGAGACAGCUUCCGUGCCAAACUCAACACCCAGGAGAUCUUUGAUGACUGGGCACGCAAAGUGCAGCAGCGCAACCUUGGGGUGUCUGGCCGUAUCUUCACCAUUGAAAGCAGUCGUGCCCGUGGGCGUACGGGGACCAUGCUAAAACUUAAAGUGAACUUUUUACCAGAGAUAAUCACCCUGUCCAAGGAAGUUCGUAACUUAAAAUGGCUUAGCUUCCGUGUACCCUUGGCCAUCGUAAACAAAGCACACCAGGCCAACCAACUCUACCCCUUCGCUAUCUCACUCAUUGAGAGUGUGCGCACCUAUGAACGCACUUGUGAAAAGGUAGAAGAGAGAAUUUCAAUUGCACCUUUAGUGGCUGGUUUGAAGAAAGAAGUUCAGGCUCUGAUCACAGAAGGCAUUGCUCUAGUCUGGGAGUCAUACAAACUAGACCCCUAUGUACAGCGCCUGGCUGAAACUGUCUUUAACUUCCAAGAAAAGGUGGAUGACCUUCUGCUGAUUGAAGAGAAAAUAGACUUGGAGGUCCGUUCUCUUGAGACUUGUAUGUAUGAACAUAAGAUCUUCUCAGAAAUCCUCAACCGUGUCCAGAAGGCUGUAGAUGACCUGAAUCUGCACUCCUAUUCAAAUCUGCCCAUCUGGGUAAACAAACUGGACAUUGAGAUCGAACGCAUUCUUGGAGUUCGCCUGCAAGCUGGCCUCAGGGCUUGGACACAAGUUCUUAGAGGUCAGAUGGAUGACAAGGCUGAUGUGGACAUGGACACUGAAGCACCACAAGUUAGCCACAAGCCAGGAGGAGAACCAAAAAUCAAGAAUGUGGUUCAUGAGUUGAGGAUUACAAACCAAGUCAUCUACUUGAAUCCACCCAUUGAAGACUGCCGCUACAAGCUCUACCAGGAAAUGUUUGCCUGGAAAAUGGUCAUUCUCUCUCUACCAAGGAUACAGAGUCAAAGAUACCAGGUUGGUGUACAUUAUGAGCUGUCUGAGGAGGAGAAGUUCUAUAGGAAUGCUCUAACAAGAAUGCCGGAUGGCCCAGCAGCUCUGGAAGAGGCCUACAAUGCAGUCAAAGAAAAUGUCUCUGAGGUUGAGAAGUAUGUCAAGGUUUGGCUGCAGUACCAAUGUUUGUGGGACAUGCAGCCAGAGAACAUCUAUAAUCGUCUGGGUGAAGACCUCAAUAAGUGGCAGGCUCUGUUGGUGCAGAUCCGGAAGGCUAGAGGAACUUUUGACAAUGCUGAAACCAGGAAGGAGUUUGGUCCAGUGAUUAUAGAUUAUGGCAAGGUCCAGUCAAAGGUAAACCUGAAAUAUGAUUCCUGGCAUAAGGAAGUGCUUAGCAAGUUUGGACAGAUGUUGGGUAACAACAUGCAGGACUUCCACUCCCAAAUCUCCAAGUCCCGCCAAGAACUGGAACAACAUUCAGUGGACACAGCCAGCACCUCUGAUGCUGUGACAUUCAUAACUUAUGUACAGGCCCUCAAACGUAAGAUCAAACAGUUUGAAAAGCAAGUUGAUCUCUUUCGCAAUGGUCAGCGUCUUCUGGAGAAACAACGCUUCCAGUUCCCUCCUUCUUGGCUAUACAUCGAUAACAUAGAAGGAGAAUGGGGUGCCUUCAGUGACAUCAUGAAACGCAAGGACACUGCCAUACAGCAGCAAGUAGCCAACUUGCAGAUGAAAAUUGUCCAAGAAGACCGUGCUGUAGAAAAUCGCACCUCAGAUCUGCUCACAGAUUGGGAAAAGACCAAACCAGUGGCUGGAAACCUUCGCCCAGAAGAAGCCCUCCAAUCCCUCACCAUAUACGAAGGAAAGUUUGGGCGGCUGAAGGAUGACCGAGAGAAAUGUGCCAAGGCCAAGGAAGCUCUGGAGCUUACUGACACUGGCCUUCUGAGUGGUAGUGAGGAGAGAGUGCAGGUUGCACUAGAGGAACUGCAGGAUCUAAAGGGGGUUUGGUCUGAGCUCUCCAAGGUUUGGGAACAGAUUGACCAGAUGAAGGAACAGCCUUGGGUGUCAGUGCAGCCGCGUAAGUUGCGGCAAAGCUUAGAUGCCCUCCUAAACCAGCUAAAGAACUUCCCUGCACGUUUACGACAGUAUGCCUCCUAUGAAUAUGUACAGAGACUGCUCAAAGGUUAUAUGAAGGUGAACAUGUUGGUGAUUGAGCUGAAGUCUGAAGCUUUGAAGGACCGCCACUGGAAGCAGCUGAUGAAGCGCCUGCAUGUGAACUGGGUGCUGUCAGAACUGACUCUUGGACAGAUUUGGGACGUGGACCUGCAGAAGAACGAAAUGGUGGUGAAGGAUGUCCUCCUGGUGGCUCAGGGGGAGAUGGCCCUUGAAGAGUUCCUCAAACAGAUUCGAGAAGUGUGGAACUCGUAUGAGCUUGACCUGGUCAACUAUCAGAACAAGUGCCGUCUGAUCCGUGGAUGGGACGACCUGUUUAACAAAGUCAAGGAGCACAUCAACAGUGUCUCUGCCAUGAAGCUGUCUCCAUACUACAAGGUGUUUGAAGAGGAUGCCCUGAGCUGGGAGGACAAACUCAACCGCAUCAUGGCUUUGUUUGAUGUCUGGAUAGACGUGCAAAGGCGUUGGGUCUAUCUGGAGGGCAUUUUCACAGGGAGUGCAGACAUCAAACAUCUCCUUCCUGUGGAGACGCAACGUUUCCAGAGUAUUAGCACAGAGUUCCUGGCACUGAUGAAGAAGGUGACCAAGUCACCUCUAGUCAUGGAUGUCUUGAACAUCCAGGGAGUUCAGAGGUCACUGGAGAGGCUGGCAGACCUCCUUGGAAAGAUCCAGAAGGCUUUGGGAGAAUAUCUAGAGAGAGAGCGCUCCUCCUUCCCCAGGUUUUACUUUGUUGGUGAUGAGGACCUGCUGGAGAUCAUUGGCAACAGCAAGAAUGUGGCCAAACUGCAAAAGCACUUCAAGAAGAUGUUUGCUGGAGUGUCCAGCAUUCUCUUGAAUGAAGACAACACCGAGGUCUUGGGCAUAUCCUCUCGUGAGGGAGAGGAGGUCCUGUUCAAGACGCCCGUGUCCAUCACAGAACACCCGAAGAUUAAUGAGUGGUUGACCCUGGUGGAGAAGGAGAUGCGGGUCACCCUGGCCAAAUUGCUGGCUGAGGCUGUCACUGAGGUGGGAGCCUUCAACAAAGGCACUGGCAUUGACCUUGGCACGUACAUCAACUGGAUUGAUAGAUACCAGGCCCAGCUGGUGGUUCUGUCCGCUCAGAUCGACUGGUCUGAGAAUGUGGAGACUGCUCUGACCACAAUCUCAGGUGGGGAUAACAUGGCUCCUCUGCAGAGUGUACUGACGAAUGUAGAGGCCACACUGAACUUGCUUGCUGACACGGUGCUGAUGGAGCAGCCACCUAUCCGUAGGAAGAAGCUGGAGCAUCUGAUCACUGAGCUUGUCCACCAGAGGGACGUGACCAGGACCCUCAUCAAGAACAAGAUAGACAACCCCAAGUCCUUUGAGUGGCUGAGUCAGAUGCGCUUCUACUUUGACCCCAAGCAGACGGAUGUACUGCAGCAACUCUCAAUCCAGAUGGCCAACGCCAAGUUCAACUAUGGCUUUGAGUACCUGGGUGUGCAGGAGAAGCUGGUGCAGACCCCCCUCACAGACCGCUGCUACCUCACCAUGACCCAGGCUUUAGAGGCCCGACUGGGAGGCUCUCCCUUCGGUCCGGCAGGGACAGGAAAGACGGAGUCUGUCAAAGCUCUAGGCCACCAGCUCGGACGUUUUGUUCUGGUCUUCAAUUGUGAUGAAACCUUUGACUUCCAGGCAAUGGGCCGCAUCUUUGUCGGUCUGUGCCAAGUGGGUGCCUGGGGCUGCUUUGAUGAGUUCAACCGACUGGAGGAGAGGAUGCUGUCAGCUGUAUCUCAACAGGUUCAGUACAUCCAGGUGGCCCUGAGGGAGCACAGCAACCCCAACCGAGAUCGCAGUACCCCAGUCACCACUGAGUUGCUGAACAAACAGGUGAAGGUGAGCCCUGAGAUGGCCAUCUUCAUCACCAUGAACCCUGGCUACGCUGGCCGCUCCAACCUGCCUGAUAACCUGAAGAAGCUGUUCCGCAGCUUGGCCAUGACCAAACCAGACCGCCAGCUCAUCGCCCAGGUCAUGCUCUACUCACAGGGCUUUCGCACUGCUGAGACCCUCGCCAAAAAGAUCGUCCCCUUUUUCAAGUUGUGCGAUGAGCAGCUCUCAUCCCAGUCUCACUAUGACUUUGGCCUUCGAGCUCUCAAGAGUGUCCUGAUCAGUGCCGGAAAUGUGAAGAGAGAGCGCAUCCAAAAGAUUAAACGUGAGAAAGGCGAGCGUGGAGAGGACGUGGACGAGAAUGAGAUUGCUGAGAACCUUCCUGAGCAGGAGAUUCUGAUCCAGAGUGUGUGUGAGACCAUGGUGCCCAAGCUGGUUGCAGAAGACAUCCCACUGCUCUUCAGCCUGCUCUCAGAUGUCUUCCCUGGUGUGCAGUACUUGCGUGGGGAGAUGACUGCUCUAAGAGAGGAACUCAAGAAAGUCUGCGCUGAGAUGUAUCUUGUCUACGGAGAUGGCGACGAUGUUGGUAGCAUGUGGGUGGAGAAGGUCCUUCAGCUUUACCAGAUCACUCAGAUCAACCAUGGUCUGAUGAUGGUGGGCCCGUCGGGCAGUGGGAAGACGCUGGCCUGGCGUGUGUUGCUCAAAGCUCUGGAAAGGUUGGAGGGAGUAGAGGGAGUAGCACACAUCAUCGACCCCAAGGCUAUCAGCAAGGACCACCUGUAUGGAACACUGGACCCCAACACCCGCGAGUGGACUGAUGGCCUGUUCACUCAUGUGCUAAGAAAAAUCAUUGAUAAUGUCCGUGGAGAACUGCAGAAGAGGCAGUGGAUCAUCUUUGAUGGCGAUGUGGAUCCUGAGUGGGUAGAGAACCUGAACUCUGUGCUGGAUGACAACAAACUGCUGACCCUGCCCAAUGGAGAACGUCUCAGCCUGCCACCCAAUGUACGCGUUAUGUUUGAGGUCCAGGACCUGAAAUAUGCCACCCUGGCCACCGUGUCCCGCUGUGGCAUGGUUUGGUUUAGUGAGGAUGUCCUCAGCACCGACAUGAUCUUCAAUAACUUCCUUCAGCGCCUUCGCAGCAUACCGUUGGAUGAGGGCGAGGAUGAAGCUUUGCGCAUGCGCAAGGGCACAGAGGACGAGGGAGAGGAGGCUGCCUCCCCUAUGCUACAGAUCCAGAGGGAUGCGGCAGCCAUCCUGCAGCCCUACUUCACCUCCACUGGCCUGGUUAUCAAGGCCCUGGAACAUGCGUCCAAGAUGGAGCACAUCAUGGACUUCACACGUCUGCGAUGCCUGGGCUCCCUCUGCUCCAUGCUACACCAGGCCUGUCGCAACAUAGCCCUCUACAACAACAACCACCCAGACUUCCCCAUGCCCAUCGACCAGUUGGAGAAGUACAUACAGAAAUACCUGAUCUACGCUGUGCUGUGGUCCUUCUCUGGCGAUGGCAAGCUGAAAAUGAGGGCAGAGCUUGGUGAAUACAUCCGCCGUAUCACCACAGUGGCCCUCCCGUCUGCACCUAAUGUGCCAAUCAUUGAUUAUGAGGUUUCCAUCACAGGCGAGUGGCAGUCCUGGCAGGGCAAGGUGCCCCAGAUUGAGGUGGAGACCCACAAGGUGGCUGCCCCUGAUGUGGUGGUGCCCACUCUGGACACCGUGCGACACGAAGCUCUGCUCUACACUUGGUUGGCUGAGCACAAGCCUCUGGUGCUGUGUGGGCCCCCAGGCUCUGGGAAAACCAUGACCCUCUUCAGUGCCCUCCGUGCCCUGCCUGACAUGGAGGUUGUGGGUCUGAACUUCUCCAGUGCCACCACACCGGAGCUGCUGCUGAAGACUUUUGAUCACUACUGUGAGUACCGGCGCACGCCAAAUGGUGUGGUGCUGGCCCCUGUGCAGUUGGGCAAGUGGCUGGUGCUCUUCUGUGAUGAGAUCAACUUGCCUGAUAUGGACAAAUAUGGCACACAGAGAGUCAUCUCCUUUAUUCGACAGAUGGUGGAACAUGGAGGAUUCUAUAGAACCACUGAUCAAACUUGGGUGAAACUAGAGAGGAUUCAGUUUGUGGGUGCCUGUAACCCACCUACAGAUCCUGGCAGAAAGCCCUUGUCUCACAGAUUCCUGCGUCAUGUCCCUGUGGUGUAUGUGGACUACCCAGGCCCCGCGUCCCUCACUCAGAUCUACGGCACCUUCAACAGGGCCAUGCUCAGGCUCAUCCCCUCACUGCGCACAUAUGCCGAGCCUCUCACCGCAGCCAUGGUGGAGUUCUACACCAUGUCUCAGGAACGUUUCACACAGGACACCCAGCCUCACUAUAUCUACUCUCCCAGAGAGAUGACUCGUUGGGUAAGGGGUAUCUUUGAGGCACUGCGGCCCCUUGAGACUCUGCCUGUGGAGGGACUGAUUCGCAUCUGGGCCCAUGAAGCUUUGCGCCUCUUCCAGGACAGGCUGGUGGAGGAUGAAGAGAGACGCUGGACUGAUGAGAACAUUGAUAAUGUGGCCCUGAAGCACUUCCCCAACAUUGAUAGAGAGAAGGCCCUUAACCGCCCCAUCCUCUACAGCAACUGGCUCUCCAAGGACUACAUCCCAGUGGAACAGGAGGAGCUUCGAGACUAUGUUAAGGCCCGACUGAAGGUCUUCUAUGAGGAGGAGCUGGAUGUUCCUCUCGUGCUCUUCAAUGAGGUUUUGGAUCAUGUCCUGAGAAUUGACAGAAUCUUCCGUCAGCCACAGGGUCAUCUUCUCCUGAUUGGUGUUAGCGGUGCAGGAAAGACCACUCUAUCACGCUUUGUGGCCUGGAUGAAUGGCCUGAGUGUCUAUCAGAUCAAGGUGCACAGGAAGUACACGGGUGAAGACUUUGACGAGGAUCUGAGAACUGUUCUUCGUCGAUCUGGAUGCAAAAAUGAGAAGAUUGCGUUCAUCAUGGAUGAGUCAAAUGUGCUGGAUUCUGGAUUCCUGGAGCGCAUGAACACACUGCUAGCAAACGGAGAGGUUCCUGGACUGUUUGAGGGUGAUGAAUAUGCAACAUUGAUGACCCAGUGUAAGGAGGGGGCUCAGAAAGAGGGCCUGAUGCUUGACACUCACGAGGAGCUGUACAAGUGGUUCACCAGUCAGGUGAUCAGGAACCUUCAUGUGGUCUUCACCAUGAAUCCCUCAUCAGAGGGCCUGAAGGACCGUGCUGCUACUUCCCCUGCUCUGUUUAACAGAUGUGUGCUGAACUGGUUUGGAGACUGGUCUACUGAAGCCCUCUAUCAAGUGGGCAAAGAGUUCACCAGCAAAAUGGACCUGGAGAAGCCCAAUUACAAAGUGCCUGACUACAUGCCUAUCGUGUAUGACAAGCUGCCCCAACCCCCAACCCAUCGUGAGGCUAUUGUUAAUGGCUGUGUGUUUGUUCACCAAACCCUGCAUCAGGCAAACAACCGUCUGGCAAAGCGUGGGGGCCGCACCAUGGCCAUCACCCCACGUCACUACCUGGAUUUCAUCAACCACUAUGCCAACCUGUUCAACGAGAAACGCAGUGAACUUGAGGAGCAGCAGAUGCACCUCAAUGUGGGCCUGCGCAAGAUCAAAGAGACUGUGGACCAGGUUGAGGAACUGCGCAGGGAUCUAAGGAUUAAGAGUCAAGAACUGGAGGUGAAGAAUGCAGCAGCUAAUGAUAAGCUGAAGAAGAUGGUCAAAGACCAGCAGGAGGCUGAAAAGAAGAAGGUUAUGAGUCAGGAGAUCCAAGAAGCGGUCUACAAGCAACAGGAAGUCAUCAAAGACAAGCAACUGAGAGUGAAGCAAGAUUUGGACCAAGUGGAGCCCGCUGUCAUUGAGGCUCAGAAUGCCGUUAAGUCCAUUAAGAAGCAGCACUUGGUGGAGGUGCGGUCCAUGGCCAACCCGCCGGCGGCGGUGAAGCUGGCUCUGGAGUCCAUCUGCCUGCUUCUGGGCGAGAGCACUACAGACUGGAAGCAGAUCCGUUCCAUCAUAAUGCGCGAGAACUUCAUCCCCACUAUCGUUAACUUUUCUGCUGAAGAGAUCAGUGAUGCCAUCCGUGAGAAAAUGAGGAAGAACUACAUGUCCAACCCCAGUUAUAACUACGAGCAGGUGAACAGGGCCUCGCUGGCCUGUGGGCCAAUGGUCAAGUGGGCCAUUGCACAGCUGAACUAUGCGGACAUGCUAAAGCGAGUGGAGCCUCUGAGAAAUGAGCUGCAGAAGCUGGAAGAUGAUGCCAAGGACAACAAGACCAAGGCUGAGGAGGUGGAGCAGAUGAUCCGCGACCUGGAGGCCAGCAUUGCCCGCUACAAGGAGGAGUACGCUGUGCUCAUCUCCGAGGCUCAAGCAAUCAAGGCCGACCUGGCUGCUGUCGAGGCAAAGGUGAACCGCAGCACAGCCCUGCUGAAGAGCUUGUCUGCUGAGCGAGAGCGCUGGGAAAAGACCAGUGAGACCUUCAAGAACCAGAUGUCUACUAUUGCCGGUGACUGCCUCCUCUCGGCUGCCUUUAUCGCCUAUGCUGGCUACUUUGACCAGCAGAUGAGACAGAACCUUUUCACCACCUGGUCCCACCACCUCCAACAGGCCAACAUUCAGUUCCGUACAGACAUAGCAAGAACGGAGUACUUGUCCAAUGCUGAUGAGAGACUACGCUGGCAGGCCAACUCUCUGCCUGCUGAUGACCUCUGCACCGAGAACGCCAUCAUGCUAAAGAGGUUUAACAGGUAUCCAUUGAUCAUUGAUCCCUCUGGCCAGGCCACAGAAUUCAUAAUGAAUGAGUAUAAAGAUCGCAAGAUCACCCGCACUAGCUUCCUGGAUGAUGCAUUCAGGAAGAACUUGGAAAGUGCGCUGAGAUUUGGUAAUCCGUUACUGGUGCAGGAUGUGGAGAGCUACGACCCAAUCCUGAACCCUGUGCUCAACAGAGAAGUGCGGCGAACCGGUGGACGUGUCCUUAUUACCCUCGGAGACCAGGACAUUGACUUGUCACCUUCAUUUGUCAUCUUCCUGUCCACACGAGACCCAACGGUGGAGUUUCCGCCAGACCUGUGCUCACGUGUGACUUUCGUGAACUUUACUGUUACCCGAAGCAGCCUACAGAGUCAGUGCCUCAAUGAGGUGCUGAAGGCUGAGCGGCCAGAUGUGGAUGAGAAGCGCUCGGACCUUCUGAAACUACAGGGUGAGUUCCAGCUACGUUUGCGUCAGUUGGAGAAGUCCCUCCUGCAGGCCCUAAAUGAGGUUAAAGGUCGCAUCCUGGAUGAUGAUACCAUCAUCACCACGCUGGAGAACCUGAAGAAGGAGGCAGCAGAGGUGACGAGGAAAGUGGAGGAGACGGACAUCGUCAUGCAGGAAGUGGAAACUGUGUCACAGCAAUAUCUGUCACUAUCCACUGCCUGCAGCAGCAUCUACUUCACCAUGGAGGCCCUCAACCAGAUGCACUUCUUGUACCAGUACUCUCUGCACUUCUUCCUGGACAUCUAUCACACAGUGCUGUACGAGAACGCCGGCCUGAAGAGCGUGAGUGACCACACACAGCGUCUGUCCCUUAUCACCAAAGAUUUGUUCCAGGUUGCCUUUAACAGAGUUGCUCAAGGUAUGCUCCACCAGGAUCACAUCACCUUUGCCAUGCUAUUAGCCAGGAUCAACCUGAAAGGCAUGACCAGUGAACCAUCCUAUGACUCUGAGUUCCAGCACUUCCUGCGUGGUAAGGAGAUCGUUCUGACGGGCAUGGCUGUACCCAAAGUGAAGGGCCUUAGCACAGAGCAGAGCGAGGCCAUGGUGCGCCUCAGUCGCCUGCCUGCCUUCAAAGACCUGGUAGCCAAAGUGCAGGCAGACGAGGAGUUCUUCAUGUGGCUUGAGAGCAGUUCUCCUGAGCUUUCCGUGCCUUACCUGUGGACGGAAGAAAAGACAAGCACUUCCAUCGGCCAGGCUGUGCACCAACUGCUGAUCAUCCAGGCAUUCCGACCGGAUCGCCUGUUGGCCAUGUCAUCCAUCUUUGUGUCCAAGGUCUUGGGAGAAAACUUCAUGUCUAUUAUUGAACAGCCACUGGAUCUUGCCAACAUUGUAGACAAUGAGGUGAAGCCAGGAACACCAGUGCUGAUGUGCUCUGUGCCUGGCUAUGAUGCCAGUGGACUGGUGCGAGACCUCGCUGCUGAACAGAACAAACAUAUCACCUCCAUCUCUAUUGGUUCCGCUGAGGGCUUCAACAAGGCAGACCGAGACAUUAACACAGCAGUGAAGUCUGGCAGGUGGGUGAUGUUGGAGAAUGUGCACCUGGCUCCUGGUUGGCUAAUGCAGCUGGAGAAGAAGCUUCAUUCCAUGCAGCCUCAUGCCAGCUUCCGACUUUUCCUCACCAUGGAGAUAAACCCCAAGGUCCCUGUGAACCUGUUACGUGCUGGUCGUAUCUUUGUCUUUGAGCCACCCCCUGGUGUGAAGGCCAACAUGCUAAGGACUUUUAGCAGCAUACCAGUGGCUCGCAUGUGCAAGGCUCCAAACGAGCGUGCCCGCCUAUACUUCCUCCUGGCCUGGUUCCACGCUGUCAUCCAGGAGCGUCUACGCUAUGCACCGCUUGGCUGGUCCAAGAAAUAUGAGUUUGGGGAGUCUGACCUGCGUUCGGCCUGUGACACUGUGGACACCUGGCUAGAUGACACUGCUAAGGGUCGGCAGAACAUUUCUCCUGACAAGAUUCCAUGGGCAGCACUGAAAACCCUCAUGGCUCAGUCCAUUUACGGUGGCCGCAUCGACAAUGAGUUUGACCAGCGGCUCCUUAACACCUUCCUGGAGCGCAUCUUCACUACAGGCAGCUUUGACAGCGAGUUCAAGCUGGCGCUCAAAGUGGAUGGACACAAGGACAUAAAAAUGCCAGAUGGCAUUCGACGUGAGGAGUUUAUUCACUGGGUGGAGAUGCUCCCUGACACUCAGACUCCAUCUUGGCUGGGGUUACCUAGCAAUGCUGAAAGGGUUCUCCUCACCACUCAGGGCACUGACAUGAUGGGUAAGCUGUUGAAAAUGCAGAUGCUGGAGGAUGAGGACGACCUGGCCUAUGAGACAGAGAAGAAGCAGCGAACACCGUCCUCCUCGGACGCCCAGCCAGCAUGGAUGAGGACCCUGCACACGACAGCCUGCAACUGGCUUCAGCUUAUUCCACUCUCUGUCAGCCUCCUGAAACGCACUGUGGAAAACAUCAAGGAUCCUCUGUUCCGUUUCUUCGAGCGAGAGGUAAAGAUGGGUGCUCGUAUGUUGCAAGAUGUGCGUCAGGACCUCACUGAUGUUGUGCAAGUGUGCGAGGGCAAGAAGAAGCAAACCAACGUCCUGCGAACAUUGAUCAAUGACCUUGUCAAAGGCAUCCUGCCCCGGAGUUGGUGCCGUUACACUGUCCCCAUCUCCAUUACUGUGAUCCAGUGGGUGGCUGACUUCAGUGAACGCAUCAAGCAACUUCAGCAGAUCUCACAGGCAGCUGCCAGUGGAGGUGCCAAAGAGCUGAAGAAUAUCCACGUGAACCUGGGCAGUCUGUUUGUUCCGGAAGCCUACAUCACAGCCACCCGUCAAUAUGUGGCACAGGCCAACAGCUGGUCCCUAGAAGAGCUGGGUCUUGAGGUCAACGUCACCUCUGCACAGGGGGCAGCGCUGGAUGCCUGCAGCUUUGGCAUUAAGGGUCUGAAGUUGCAGGGAGCCACGUGUACCAACAACAAGCUCUCCCUGUCCACUUCCAUCUCCACUGAGCUGCCACUCACACAUCUGCGCUGGGUGAAGCAGAGCAGCGCAGAAAGGAGGAAUAUGGUGACCCUACCAGUGUAUCUAAACUUCACUCGCACGGAUCUGAUCUUCACGGUGGACUUUGACAUCGCUACCAAGGAAGACCCUCACAAUUUCUAUGAACGUGGCGUGGCCAUCCUCUGCACAGAGUAGAUGAUUGCUAAGCAUUUGUUAAACAUUAAUCAUUACUAAUGGUCACCUAUCAGUGUGAUUUGUCCUAGCUUGGAAGAUAACCCAGUACUUUUGAAAGUGUAAUCAUACAUUAUAAAUGUAACUUUUUUCCAAUAGGGAGAUUAAAAAGUUAAGUUGUUGGAUGGAUUGUGCACUGUGAGGUUUAAGAUCUGAUCAGACUUUUAAAAGAAUGAAAUUGUAUGUGUUUUAAGAUGGAACAUUGAAUGUUGAAUAAAGUUUUGCAUGUUACAGUUUCA